Gracilinanus agilis (Agile Gracile Mouse Opossum) is the source of this 1792-nucleotide messenger RNA. RefSeq names its product extracellular serine/threonine protein kinase FAM20C-like. The record is from RefSeq and is a predicted model, not a curated record. Gene Ontology annotation, molecular function: protein serine/threonine kinase activity. Gene Ontology annotation, biological process: protein phosphorylation. Lineage: Eukaryota; Metazoa; Chordata; Mammalia; Didelphimorphia; Didelphidae. Gene Ontology annotation, cellular component: Golgi apparatus. The coding region runs from base 830 to 1792 and encodes 320 amino acids. The transcript is spliced from 4 exons.
UCUCCUUUUCGCCUUGGCGGCCGUGUCAACGCCGAACCCUCCAAGUGCCUGGAUAUCGAGCUUCAGCGCCGCGGGUUCGAACCCAACCAGCCGGGACUCUGGCUUCCCCAGGGCGCUGGAGGUGGUGGUGGUGGAUGGAAGGAUUUGGAAAUCUUAUGAGCGCAGCAUUUGCAAGCCAAUGUUUCUAACUGAGCUGCGGACGAGAGCGCGUCCCGUUGCUACUCCUGCUGCAUCGCGGGUCCCUUUCCAGAGGAUGGGAAGACGCGUCUUCUCUAAGCACUAUGGAUGAUUCUUUUUUCCUCUCCUGAAUCCUUCACAGGGUGCUGCAUGUGUGUGUUUGUGUGUGGUUUUUAUUUUUAAUUCCCCAUCUCCUUUUUUUCCCUCCCUUUAGCCCUCCUCCAUCUCUCCAUCCUCCUUUGGGAGAGGGGGGAAGCCUUCCUGAGAUCCAUGUAUUAAGCAGAGUAAUGAUAAUAUAAUAAUAAUAAAAGAACAGUUUCUAGAUGGCCCGCUUUUGUGAAUUUUAUUGUAAACAAUUUUUUUCUAAAAACAAAAAAGGGAGGUAGUGAAGACCCCUGACUUCUAAGUGUAUUUAUUUUUUAACUGUCUAAUGAAGAUAACUUUAUUGACUUUUAUUGUUUGAUUUGUUCAUGAGUAGAAUAGAGAUUUAUUUUUUUAAAAAAGAGCUUUUUCUGUGAAAAAGCCUCUCCCACCCACCAUCACCAACACCUCCUCCCCCAACCCCUCCAUACACACUUUUAGCUAUUUAAAACUCUUAAUUUAUUAGUCUCCUCCUCGUGGCAACCCCCAGUCUCUUUAAGUCUCCUUGGCCAUGAAAAUGAUCUUGGUCCGCAAAUUCCGGGUGCUCAUCCUCAUGGUGUUUCUGAUUGCCUGCACCAUGCAUAUCGUGAUCGAUUUGUUACCAAAGUUGGAGAAGCGCGCGGCGAGGAGCGACGGGGACCCCGGCUGCUCCUGCUCUCACCCCCCGAGCGAGGAGGCGCAAGGCUGGGGAAAGCAGAGGACUAAGAGCGGGGCUGAUUCGGGCUGGCCUAACAAACACACCCUGCGGAUCCUGCAGGACUUCAGCAGCGACCCAAGCUCCAACCUCACCUCCCACUCGCUGGAGAAGCUCCCCGGGACUGGAACCGGGACUGGGGCCGGGGCCGGGACAGCUGCAGCUGCAGACAGGUCCGAGGCAGCGGCGGCGGCGGCAGCAUUUAAGAGGCUGGAGCCCGGCGGUGGCGGAGGCGGCGUGCAGCGAGAUCUCCCCCACAAACACCUCAUUCAAGAUGGGAGUAGGGCAAGCAAAGUGCCGCCGGGGAAGGACGGCUCUAAACUGGUCGCUCUGUUCCAACACCCCCUCUACAAUAUCGCCAUCCCGCCUCUCACAGAGGACGAUGUCUUGUUCAACGUGGAGAGCGAUAUCCGAUUUAACCCCAAAGCGGCUGAAAAUCCGGAAUGGCAAAAUGAAGGUAAUGAGGAUGAAGAAUUUUUACCCACGGGGGAAACAUCUGUCGACACCUAUCCCAACUGGCUAAAAUUUCACAUUGGCAUUAAUCGAUAUGAGUUAUAUUCCAAACAAAACCCUGCCAUUGGAGCUUUGCUGCAAGAUCUGGUCUCCCAAAAGAUCACCAGCGUUGCGAUGAAGUCUGGGGGAACUCAACUAAAACUCAUCAUGACAUUCCAGAAUUAUGGGCAAGCACUGUUCAAACCCAUGAACUCUGCCCCACCCUGCCCCACGGCUGGUGCCCAUCCUGCAUCUAAACCUCCUGUCAGAAGGAAAAGCACAGGCUAA